Molecule: messenger RNA, 2796 nt
Organism: Sphaeramia orbicularis (orbiculate cardinalfish)
Lineage: Eukaryota; Metazoa; Chordata; Actinopteri; Kurtiformes; Apogonidae
Gene: lrrc41
Product: leucine rich repeat containing 41
Exons: 10
Coding region: 138-2075 (645 amino acids)
Source: RefSeq, a predicted model, not a curated record
GCUGGGACUUGUUUGGUUGUAACUGUAGGAGAUUCAGCUGGUAAUUUGAGUUAAACAACAUAGCUUUUUUUUCUAGCAUUUUAACACGAGAAGCGGAUAUAAGUAGUGUUAGCCCGAACACGUACAAAUGCUAAAUAAUGAGUAUCACAGACCAAAAACAACCAAACAAGCCCAGUCUGAAGGAGAUAUGUUUCCAAGCUGUCAGGAAAUAUUUUACAACUCUGGGCAAGGAGGCUAUUCUGGAUCUCCCUUCGCCUCUAAUAAAGGAUCUUCUGUUUCAUCUGACUGUGUGUCAACUGGAUGAGCUGCAGCCUGCAUUAAACCUCAAAGGAAUGUCAACCUACCCUGCAUGGGCCUUUUUCCUAGAGGAUUUACUUGGACCUAACCGUUUGUUCGACUUUCAAACAGAAGAAAAAGCCAAACAUGAAGUGAUGAGAAUGCUCUUUAUACUGAUACUCUAUGGCUUCCAAAACAACUUCACUGUGAAGAACAUGGCAAAUCUAAACACUCCAUCCUUCCUGUGGGCUGCAGCAAAAUGUAUCAAGCAUUUUUCCAUCUUGACCGCGUGUGAGCCUUUGAAAAAAUUAACCACUGAGCAGCAGCCCGUUCUGGACCUCCUGGAGAAGGGCAUCACAAGAGUUAGCGUAUAUACCUUGGAUCUCUCAAAGAUAGCACAAAUUGGAUUGUACGUCCUCCAUCGGCUGUUGGACCAUGGGGAGGCGAAAGAAAUCAUCGUUUAUUAUUCAUGUCCCACAGCGUUGGCCUGGAUUAUCAAUGGGAGGGGAUCUCCGUAUGUCCAUAGUACCCAGACUCAAAACACCAAAGGAAGCUCUUCAUCUCCAGCUGCUUCGACCAGUGCAUGUGAAUCUGGCUGUAGGACGGCGGGUGAACAGGGGGGUGAGGUCCCUCCCUGUAAACGCCCAAAGCUGGACUGUGCUUCUGAAGGUGUGCACAAAGCUGGAGAAACAAAGUACACUAUAGACCCACAGGCUCUUUGUGAGGCCUUUGCUCCGUGUGACAGUCGGUCAGCUGCGGCCUGUCCAAGAGGGCAGAUCGAGUGCCUGGAGGUCACCCAGUGUCAGCCCGAGGGCUUAGAGGUGAUCAACUCCGCCCUGCCCACGUGGUUCUGCCUCCGCUCUCUGACUCUGCACAGUCAGUCCACCUUCAAAUACACAGAUGUGCUGAGUCUGGUGAGAGCCCUGAAGCAGCUGUCUGAGAGCUCCAGCAGCUGUCUCACAGAGCUGAACAUCAGCGUCCUGCCCUACACCGAACUCAUCGGGAUGCUGCUGGAUGCAAGGCCCAGCCUGGUGUCUCUGCAUGUGGAGAUCCACACCAUGCUGUGGAUGCCACAUGUCACUGCGCCCGUGUUUGCAGAGCCAGACACGUCAGAGCUGCCCCUACAGAGGUUGACAGUUAAACUGACUGAGUUCCAGACAGAUCUGCACUUCAUCACAUCUGUGCUGAGGCGUUCUCCACAUCUGUCCUCACUUCACAUAGCAGGACUCAGACUGUCGGGUGACGUCUCUCAAAGCCAACUCCUCUCCGUUCUCUCAGUGUCAAAUCAGAGGUUGAAGAGUCUGAACUUGGAGGACAUGAACCUGGCUGACUGUCUUCCUGACAUUCUGCAUCUGCUUAGAAACUCCAUACUGGAAGAGCUGAAUCUUAAUGACUGCCGACUUCUUGAGACGUGGACCAACAAGGAGGAGAGUCUCCUGCAGCUGGUGUCGGCUCUGACCACCGUACCGACUCUCCACACACUGGGCUUGGCUCAGAACCGCCUCGCCAAGAACGUGUAUGUCCUGACAGAACUGUUCUCAGGAUCAUCACCGAGCUCACUGAAGAAGCUCAACAUCAGUUCCAACUUCAUUCAGCCCACUGACCUGCUCCACUUUGCGAAGAGACUGAAGAAACACCACCCUCCCCACCGGCUGACCCUGGACCUGAGGAAAAACCCCGGGGAUCGAGACCCAGACAUGUGGAUGGCUGCUCUGAAGAAGCUUAGGCCGUUCUGCUUCCUCAUGGUUGAAGGAUGGAUUUCCACAGACACGAUGGCCGACCACAUCAGUAACAUGUGACCUAAGUGGAACCCAAGUAUUUAACACUCCUAUGGGAGUGAAAAGGUCUGUAAAGAGUUCAUACUUUUUAUUUCAAAGUAUGUCAUUUUGACAGAAGACGGACUAUGGUCAGUUUAAGUUCAGUUCACAGUAGAUCGACGUGUAAACAUUGCAGUAUUGUUCACAGGAAAUUGACACAGAUUUAAUAUUCUAAGAGACAAUAUUUUAAAUCAGAUUUUCUACUGUUUAGAUUUUAGGAGCUUCUUCUUGUCAACAAGAGAGUUCACAGUUAGAAAAUAAAGCAGAAUCCAGUGUUCGUUUGACAUUUGAAUCAUUUAUUAAACCAACGUCCGUUACACUUCCAGAGUCUCCUCUCAGACAGAGUGUGAGUGACAGUGGACAUUAAGAUACAACUGAAAAAGCUGGACGGUGAGGUGGGGUGAGGGAGCGGUCAGAACGCAGCUGUCUCACACCUCAACAUGGUCGUCGUACUUCAGAAGCACAGCAUGGACACUGACUAGUUCAUCAUUAGUAGGAACCAAGUAAAAAACGGUCAGAAAAAUGGAUUAAAAAGAGCUUUGUCUUAAUCUUAGUGGAUUUGUUUAAAGCUAAAUACGGUAACACUUUUCAGUAAAUUCACUUGUAUAUUCUCAUGUUUUAGUAAAAGUCAAGUUGAGAGUGACGACCCGAUGUCUGCAUGCUAAUUGGUUGAUUUGUUGGGUCAAUACAGGACAGCACUGCA